UUUUGCCGGAUUAAACUGAGAAUGGACCCAACUAGUAUGAUCUAAACCUUGGACUAUGAUGAAUAAAAAAGUUAUAGUAUAAGUUUUCAAAAUCGUUUACCAGUUUAAAUUCACAAAUCAAAAAGUAUUAUGUUCUACAUUUACAUCAAUUACUAUUAGCCCAAUAAUAAAUGGGCUUUUUGUAAUCACAUAUGGUCUGGCAUUCCUUCUCUACUUCUGACUCUUGACUGUAUAUAUAUCACAGAUGCAUGGUUUCCAAACUCUUUCGUAAUUACUAAAGCACGAGACAGGAAAAAAGUUGAAGAUCGAAUGAAGAACAAUGGUGAUUGUACUGUUGAUUUAUCAACAUCUCAAGUAGUAAAAACCAAAGAUGAUAUAGAGACAGAGGGAAAUUCUUACUUAGGGCAAUAUUUCUCUGGUAAAUUGACGAUUGAUGCAAUGAUUCAAACGAUGACUGGGCUCAGGCAAUCUUCUAACCAGAGGGAACGGUCGAUAUUUGAGUGCAUGAUUGCGAACUAUUUUGAAGAAUACAAGUUUUUCAACAGAUACCCUGACAGACAACUUCGACUGGCUGCACUGCUCUUAGGAUCGCUUAUUAAGAAUCACCUUCUGACCCAUUUGCCUCUUGGUAUUGCCUUGCGACAGGUUCUAGAUGCAUCGCGUAAACCUGUGGAUUCUAAAAUGUAUAGCUUUGGCAUAACGGCACUGGAACAGUUUACAGAACGUCUUAAGGAGUGGCCUAUGUACUGCAAACAUAUAUUAAAAAUAUCACAUCUGCGUGUCACUCAUUCAGAGCUUGUUUCUUUUGUCGAAAUAACACUUGCCGGAGAUACAUCACAUUCCCUCCCUGCUAACCAACACAAUAGUCCUGUCUCACAACCAAACAAUGAGCCAGAGACAAUGGCACCGCCGACAGUAAUUCCUUCUGGAAGCUUUUGACAGAUGUUGGAGAUAAGAUUUGAUCAUAUUAUUAUCAUAUUUAAAGAAGUUUCAUAUAAUCAUAUUUUCACUAUCAUUUUGUUUGUUGGUAUGAGAUUGUACGUAUUGACAGACUUAUGGAAAAUUCAUAUAAUUAAUGAUCUCAUUUGG
This is a messenger RNA of Erigeron canadensis, 1089 nucleotides long. Its product is annotated as CCR4-NOT transcription complex subunit 1-like. Lineage: Eukaryota; Viridiplantae; Streptophyta; Magnoliopsida; Asterales; Asteraceae. Bases 310 to 939 code for a protein of 209 amino acids. Gene Ontology annotation, cellular component: P-body; CCR4-NOT core complex. The record is from RefSeq and is a predicted model, not a curated record. Gene Ontology annotation, biological process: nuclear-transcribed mRNA catabolic process, deadenylation-dependent decay. The transcript has 6 exons. Gene Ontology annotation, molecular function: molecular adaptor activity.